Molecule: messenger RNA, 2658 nt
Organism: Ostreococcus tauri
Lineage: Eukaryota; Viridiplantae; Chlorophyta; Mamiellophyceae; Mamiellales; Bathycoccaceae
Product: Tetratricopeptide-like helical
Exons: 1
Coding region: 1-2658 (885 amino acids)
Molecular function (GO): protein binding
Source: RefSeq, a predicted model, not a curated record
AUGGACGCGUCGACGCGGGCGCGGACGGUGGAUGAAGCCGCGCGCGCGGCGGGCGCGGCGGUGCGUGACGGGGCGUAUGAAUUAGCGCUCGGGUUUUACGACGAGGCGGUGACGAUGCUGACGCGCGACGCGGCGAGAGGCGCGGACGCGGACGCGGACGCGGACGCGGACGCGGACGCGCGGGACGACGUCGCGAGACGGCGCGCGGUGAUGUGUGCGAACGCGAGCGCGUGUUCGUUCGCGUUAGGGAAGUACGACGAUGCGUUGCGCCGAGCCGAGGCGUCGAUCGCGAGCGAUGGGACGUACGCGAAGGCGCACGCGAGACGGGCGGAGGCGUUUGAGGCGACGCGAGAGUACGCCAGGGCGCGAGAGAGUCUUCGAACGUGUCGAGAACUCCUCGAGUGGGAGGGAAGGGCGGGGGAGCGCAUGCUCGCGGAGUUGGAUGAGAUGGUGAUGGAUUUGGACAAAGCCGAGGCCGCGGGCGCGCAGGCGGCGCGCGUGGGGUUGCAGAUGAAGAUGAGCGCGGCGCGGUUGGCGCGACCGAGCUUCGCGAGCGACGACGCGCGCGGCGCGAGAACGGCGAGACGAGUGACGUUCGAACCUACGCUCGAUAUCGAUUGCGAUACCGACGAGGACUCGCCUCCGGUGAAGCGAGUGACGACGAAACCGAUGCUCGCGGACCUCGGCGCGUUGGCGGUGGAGAAGGUGAUGGAGAUGCACCGCGCCGGCGCCGCGGACGGCGAUGAAUCAUUCGGGCACAAGCGGUGUAAGAUGUGCGGCAACGUGUGUCACGUCAAGAUGACGUCGUGCUCAUCGUGUUGUUUUCCUCUCGUCGCGCCGGACUCGUACGAACCAGCGACGUUACCGCGCGUGGGCGAAGACGCGGGACUGUACGAGAGCGACGACUCGUCGGACGAGGAAGACGUCGAUUUCGGUCGUUCGUCGCUCGGAGACGACGUGAUCGAUGAUGCGAGUGAUGAGAACGACCCGUGGUGGGUGAGACAUUUCACGCGAGCGGCGUUAGAGCCGCCGAGGUACGCGAAGGGAUGCGAUCCGGCGUUGCGAUGCAGUUACGACGCGUUGAAAGUGCCGCUGGGGACAGAUGAGCUCGCCGUGCGCGCGGCGUACAGAGAAGCGGUCUCUGUGUCGCAUCCAGACGCCGGGGGGUCGAGCAAAGAGCUUAAGACUAUUCACCGAGCGUACGACGCGAUUGCUCUGGAUUUUUGGAGACACGACGAAGGCGCCUCUCGACUUCGAUCAUACGCUGAGAAUGAAGACAUCUUCGUCGUCCUCGACGUUUAUCGAAACUGUGAGGCUGAGCACACGUUGAAACGGCUGUUCAGUCGGGCAAAGUACCCCGAACGCGUAUUCGUGGGCGUGUGCUGGCAGUACAAGUGCAAGACGCCGCCUCCAGAUUCUCUCGGAGCUCGCAUCGAUCGUCUACACCUCAGCGUGAACAUGUUGACGGAGGAGAUUACCACCGAAGCCGGUAAAAUCAAAGACGGCGCACAGCAGGAAAAGUACCUUAAGCAGAUGCGUCGGUACCAGCUCAAGGCUUUGCGAGAACAGGACGAAAAGGAGAAGAGAUGUCACUCACGAAAAACGCUCGACGUUCAAUUUCGGGAGCACGUGCGAGAGGUUCACGUCCCUUGGGACGCCUCGGAGGGUCCGUGUUACGCCAAGCACCUGGCAAUGCGUAAGUGGGGUGGUGAAAAGUACGUUUUACACAUCGACGCCAUGACGUGCGUGGACGAGGGUUGGGACGAGACGCUCAUUGCCGAGCUUGGGCGGUGCGGCUCCGACAAGUCCGUCUUAACCGCAGCGCCGCUCGAGUACUCGCUCAAGCGUCAGGACGUUCUCGAAGAGGAGACACUCACGAAGAAGUACGAGAUAUUUGUGUACGGUACCGUAAAGGAGCGAGUUCCUGGGGUGAAUUCACACGAGGCGAUAGAUCCCUCAAGAGCACCCGCGAUUACGUGCGCUCGUGAAUUCGGCGAAUCAAUGUGUCACAUGUACGCUCGGCAACUCGUCGAGGUGCCGAUAUCACCUGCGCCAACUUUAUUCGUGAACAGCUUGUUUUCAUUCGCACGCGCCGAAGCGUUCGUUCGAGACGCUCCGCCGGACGCGCACGCACCGUUCUUACAUCUUGGUGAGGAACUUGGCGCGACGGCGCGGCUCUGGAGCCGCGGCUGGGAACUAUUCGCGCCGACGCGAUUACCUCUGCUACACUGCUACUCUCACGUCAAACGAGCGAUGUGGAUGGAGGACCAACGAAGUGGAACUCUUUUAUAUGCAGAAAGACGAUUUCGAAUCGGAAACGAGAGUGAAUACGAUCAGCGUGAAUUUUUGAAUUUAACGUCUCGUCGACGCGUUUUGCAACUCGUCUGUGCCCCGGAUGAAAACUCUGCUACUUCGAGCGACGAACCGAUCGAAUUCACAAAGAUGUACGGCGUCGGCGAAGAGCGGACGAUGGAGGCGUUCUACGAACACGUCGGGAUCGAUUUCAAGACUCGAGAUAUUUCGGUCAAGGCGAAGCAUGGAGGUUUCGUCGCAGGAAAAUUCCAAUCAAACUCGAGUUUGCUGCCGUCGAUGUGGCGCGGCUCGCAAGGUAAUUAUUUCGGCGGCGUCGGCCCGAGCGAAUUCGCGAGGUGGACAUGA